AUACUUGCGACAACCAUUACCUUACCUACCUAUGAAGACAAGAUAUGGAAACACACGAAAGCGACGAUUAUUGCAAUUUGCAGAGCAUAAGAAAAAAUUAAAUUCAUAAGGUUUUAGAGAGAGAGAAUUCCAGAGAGAGAAAUGAGGGAGAUCUCGAGAAUUUCUGGACGAUUGCGCCUCGCGGCCUUCAUUUCUUCAAUUUCUCUGCUUUUAAUUUCAGCAUAUUCUGACGAUUUAUCAACUCCGAAAAAUGGAACGAAAGAGGAAAAUCACAGUGGAAGCAAGGGUUCGACAGUAGCACUUAUAUGUUUGCUACUUGUGGCAGUGACAAUAUUAUCAUUCUUCCUUUUCAAAAUUUGGCAAAAGAAAAAGCGUGAAGAGCAGUAUGCUCGUUUAUUGAAGUUGUUUGAGGAGGACGAUGAGCUGGAGCUCGAGCUUGGUCUACGGGAUUAAGCACGAUUUUGCUUUUUGUAUGUUAAUGUUUCAUUAAGGCUUUUUGUGAAGAUUUGAACGGCACUUUCUCGAUUUGGUGUAUUUGAUAUCGUACUCGUCGAAAAGUGGCUAGUAUAGAUACAAGUGUGUUGCGAAGAUAUAAUCCCCCCAUUGUAGGUACUGGUAUAUGUAUUAGACUGAUUUUUUUUUUUCCAGGGAUUUGAAUGUAUUCUUUUUGUAGACCGGUGAUGUUUACUUGUCCAAAUCAUUUGUCUAGAAAAUUUGGAAAUUAAAUUGCAAUUUGUGAGUGUAUUUUUUUUCUUUAC
Molecule: messenger RNA, 758 nt
Organism: Erythranthe guttata (spotted monkey flower)
Lineage: Eukaryota; Viridiplantae; Streptophyta; Magnoliopsida; Lamiales; Phrymaceae
Source: RefSeq, a predicted model, not a curated record